GUGUGAAUUUAAGACUGAUGAUACUUCUCUUCCUAAUGUUAGAAGAAGUUGCAAGUUUGAAUUCUUUUUCGCCCAUUGAUUAAAUACGCAAUUUGAAUUAAUUCUCUAGGUGUACGAGAGGACGUGUUGAUUAAGGUAACAUAUCUUUUAGUAGAGGCUUAACUUGAGUCAUAACCAAAAAGUAUUAACAUGUUUGGUGAAAUCAAUUUAUGACACAUUUUGUCUGAAAGAAAAGUGAAAUCAUUAUUAUUCUUAUCUUUUUCGGGCUCACAAACACAUGAAUAUUUAAAUUAUUCUGACUUAUGACUUCUCUUAUUUUUGCUAACAUGUACGGAGUUAAAAAAAGAAGAAAAAAAAGUUCCUCCCGCACUACAAUACGCAAUGAUAGGAAAUUCAAUUAGGAUAGUAUCUCCCCAAUAUCCGAUGAUUUUACUCAUUCUAGACGAGUGAACAUGUUAUAAUUCAUAAAGAUCCAAAGCCAGGAGUUACCACUUUGGAAUGGCAUGUUGAUCUUAUUAUUAUUAUCAUCAGUCUGAGUGAAUACUUACGAGUGUGUUAUUUUAAAUCAUUGAGGUUGUCGUUUGGAAUGGAAGAAAGUGACCAAAAUGCCACAUAUCGUAAUGUCCGAAAUUCCAUUCCUUCGAUUACUCUUAUGUUACUCUUUUAUAUUCUCUCUCUCUCCCCCACAGCGGUUUUGCCAACGCGAGAAAAAGAAAAAGAACACGAAACAAACAAGGAAGAUGGAAAGAGAUCGAACGAGAAGAAUGGAUGGUGGCAGUCACUGCUGUUGUUAAGCUGCAAGCAACACCAUCACCACAUUUCCAUUGUUGUCUGCUGCAGCUUCGGCGUAGACCCCUUGGAGCUUCAAGGUAUACACAAUGACAGCCCGAGGACUAAAAGAGAUUUCUUCAGUAUCCUCUACGACAACGGGUCCCCCUGCUUCUAAGUCGCAGUCUCCAGUGCUGUUCUUUUUCCUUGGAGGGCUAGUCACGCUCAUAAUAUUGCUAGUUCUUCUAUUUGUCUUUCGGAAAAAGAUCAAGCCAGAAGAUACUAAGAAAUUGGUAGCAGUAGUGAGAAGGCGGCCAGCAGCAUCGACAGAUGUUUUCAGUGGGAUGCUUCGAACAAUAAGCUACUUCGAUUUUAAGACAUUGAAGAAGGCAACCAAGAACUUUCAUCCUGGUAAUCUCCUUGGAGUAGGUGGAUUUGGCCCUGUCUAUCGGGGGAGAUUAGGAGAUGGGACGUUAAUUGCUGCUAAGAAAUUGUGCCUUGACAAAUCCCAACAAGGAGAAUCAGAGUUUCUUACAGAGGUAAAGUUGAUCACAAGCGUCCAACACAGGAACUUGGUUCGUCUUAUCGGAUGCUGCUCUGAUGGGCCGCAACGGCUUCUUGUGUAUGAAUACAUGAAGAACAGGAGCUUGGACCUCAUUAUUUAUGGAAAGAGUGAUCAGUUCUUGAGCUGGAGCACCAGGUUCCAGAUAAUUGUCGGUAUUGCUCGAGGGUUACAAUAUCUACAUGAGGAUUCCCCCCUAAGAAUUAUCCACAGAGAUAUCAAGGCAAGCAACAUUCUUCUUGACGACAAAUUCCAACCGAAAAUUGGAGAUUUCGGGCUGGCUAGGUUCUUCCCUGAAGACCAAGCUUAUCUCAGCACUACAUUUGCUGGAACUUUAGGAUAUACGGCACCUGAGUAUGCUAUUAGAGGAGAAUUAUCUGAAAAGGCGGACAUCUAUAGUUUUGGAGUUCUUGUGCUCGAAAUAAUCAGCGGUAGAAAAAACACAGAUCUCACUUUAUCAUCAGAUAUGCAAUACCUCCCUGAAUAUGCAUGGAAAUUGUUUGAGACGUCGAAUGUGAUUGAUCUGAUAGAUCCAAAAAUAAAAGAAGAUGGAUAUGUGGAAAGGGAUGUCUUGCAAGCAACCCAAGUCGCCUUCUUCUGCCUUCAGCCGCACCCAAACCUUAGGCCCCCGAUGUCGGAGGUUGUAGUAAUGUUAACAUGCGAAGUUGAAAUGGUCGGAACACCUAUGAAACCCGCCUUCUUGGGAAGAAGGCGAACGAAGAACCAGAACAUUUCAUGGGAUUCUAUAAGUGAGGCUUUCCCAUCUCCCUUGCAGAGUGAGCCUCCCUCGUUAGCUAAACCAUCCACUUGACGACAUUUUCAGGCUUCUUGUAUUUCGGAAGAAAGUUCAAAAGGGUAUAUGAGAGGUCUUCAUGCACACGGUAACAUUUCAAAUGUAGCUACAAAGUAUUUGGUUUGUUUUGUUUCCCCCCUAGGUUUUUACAUAUAUGUCAUUUUUUUUUUUAAUUUUCAUAGAAAAAGGUUCUGCUUGGUGGUAAAUAUUUUUACUUGUACCUCGAGAUUCUAAAGACUACCUCAACUACAUGUCGAACCACAAUUUCAUGACUCAUGUUUUAAACAUUGCAAUGCCAUACCUCAAUUUAUGAA
This is a messenger RNA of Malus domestica (apple), 2437 nucleotides long. Its product is annotated as cysteine-rich receptor-like protein kinase 44. Gene Ontology annotation, molecular function: protein serine/threonine kinase activity; ATP binding. Gene Ontology annotation, biological process: protein phosphorylation. The record is from RefSeq and is a predicted model, not a curated record. Lineage: Eukaryota; Viridiplantae; Streptophyta; Magnoliopsida; Rosales; Rosaceae.